Molecule: messenger RNA, 4807 nt
Organism: Dermochelys coriacea (leatherback sea turtle)
Lineage: Eukaryota; Metazoa; Chordata; Testudines; Dermochelyidae
Exons: 12
Coding region: 122-1489 (455 amino acids)
Biological process (GO): regulation of gene expression
Cellular component (GO): nucleus
Source: RefSeq, a predicted model, not a curated record
CACCCCGCCCCGAGGUGCUCACCAGCGCCGCAGCGGAGCCAGCUGCCCGCCGGGCUUCCUACGCGCUCGCUGGGACGCGGCCCCCGGAGGAACCGGCGGCUGCGGCUACAGCGCCGUCUGGAUGCAGCUGGGGAGCAGGCGGCGCCGCCCCGCCCAGUGUCUGUACCUAGAGACCGGCUCGGGCCCCGCCCCUGCUCCCCAGCUGGCCCCGCCGACCCGCCUCCGGGAGGCGGAGAGCGCCGCUCCCCCACGGUGCCCGCCCCUGCCGCGGCCCCUCCAGUCUCUCCGCAGCCCACCGGCUCCCUCGGGCUUUGCCCGCCCGAGCCCCGGGGAACGGCCUCGGCGGCGGCUCCAGCGGGCGGGCAUCUUCCUGCAUAGGGUGUGUCCCACCUCUUUUUCAGUAGAGCGGCUUAACUGCCCUAAAAGAGGUGGAGUCAGAGGAAUAUCUUCAGGAAGUCACAUACUUCAUGUGUAUCCUUGUAAUCUACCAUCUCACGCACUGCAACACAUUGUGUUAGCAGGACAUCUGGACAUAAAGGAUCAAGCUUCCAGUGAGCCAAAGAAAAGAAAAGGUGGCUGGCCUAAAGGGAAGAAAAGGAAACCUCCAAAGGAAUUUUCAGCUCCUCGUGCCCCUACAACAGGGUAUGUAACAUUCUUGAAUGAGUGGAGAAUUAAAACGAAGGCCAAAUAUCCAGAUUUGCCUUUUACUGAAAUAACCAAGAUGCUGGCUGCUCAGUGGUCUCAACUUUCUCAAGCAGGAAGGCAAAAAUAUAUUAAAGAAGCAGAAAAGGAUAAACAAAGUUAUAUGAAAGAAUUGAAAGCCUAUCAAGACUCUGAAGCCUAUCAAGCUUUCUUAGAGAGAAGAGCAGUUCACAAAGUGAAGACUCUGUGUGGAACAAUAUCUCUAGGAAGUAGAUCUGAGAAUGAAGCUCUUUCUUUGUCAACAAUAGAUAGAGAUGAAAGCAAUGACCUGUAUUGUCGGACAUGUAACCAGUUUUCCAGUUCUUUUCAUAACAAGAAAGAACACCUUAUGGGAAAGCAACACGGACAGAAUUUAACAGGAGAGUUUGAGAAAGAAACGGCUGAGUUCUCUAAACAUCAGAAACUGCAAGAAGAAAAGGAGGAAAAAGAUGAGUCAGAAGAAAUAAUUGACUCAACAGAUGUGUUUCAGUUUGCGGGCCUGACCUCCCAGAAGAACUUUGCUUCAUCUGAUUUUUGUUUUUUGCAGGAGUUUAUCUUCAGACUUCUGAAAUUUAAAGACUUUGAACUUUGUGAACUGAAAAGAAGUUUGACAAAGGCAUAUGAAGACCAGGAAAGUUUAAAAAAGCAGCUGGAGGAUCUAAAGAAUCAGCAGUUGAAGUUGGAAAUGGAUUUUGCAUCUAUAAAGGCAUAUAGCGGUACUUUAGAAAAAGAGUUUGAAAAUUUAAAUAUGGUUCCAAUGCUGUUCCAGGUUCAUCUGCAAAUAGUGGAAACGAAGAGUGAAGUUUAAGAUUUGAAAAGAUGGGAAAAUGCUAACAAACAUCAUCCCUCUUCCACGGAUAUCUUCCCAAGUCUUUAUUAUUUUUAGGUAGCCUUCUGUGUUCAAAGGGUUUUCUUCAGAAACACAUAAAAUAUGACUGGUAUUAAAUGAUUUACUGAAUAUAAUUAUUUUUGUUUAUGGCUGUUUUAUGGUAAACUCAGUCAUCUAAAACUAGUGGUUGUGUUUCAUAAGCCGUUGUGUUAAAGUAAUAAAUUGCAGUCACUUUACAUUCUCCUUAACUCUGAAGCAUAAACCAAUAUACCCUUUCAGCUAAUGCUGUAAAUUACACUUCUCUGCUCUGAAGUUUGAAAAUAAAAAUAGCUAGGUUGGGAAAGAUGUGUAUGAUGGUAUGGUCUUCUAGGUUCUUGCAAAGGACAUCUUACCAGGAUGGCGACUAUAGGCAUUUGAGGGAAGAAUAAAUCAGGACGCUUGUUUGGUCACAGUCACAGAGUUCCUGAUGGAUGGAAGGCUCAGAAUGUACUGUGUACAACUUCUGGACCCUUUUUUAAUGUUACAUUCAGCAGAAAGUAUUUGUGAAGCUUUGCUCCUAUAUAACCCUUUUGGGGGAGUGUGAGUUGAAGGAGAAUGCACUGUUAGGUUCUACUUUCAUAGGACUUAUAGAAAUUACUACAUGAUGGAAAACUGAAGGUACAACUUCUGGGAUGGAUUCUGCUCACUGAAAACCCACAAGAACAUUUGAUGUGACAUGUAAAUAUGAAGCAUAAAAUUGUGAUUUGCUUUCAGCCCAGCUGUAAAGGUGUUCUUUAAAAUCUACAUUAGAUGAUGUUUUACUGGCAGAACUUUGCAAUUGCAUCUUAUUGUAGAAAUGACUUCUAGUCAUAGGUGUCUGUAUUACUUGUUUUUAUGAUGAUCAUGUCAUCUGUCAGAUUUUGUUUUCCUAACUGUAAAAUGAGGAUACUUAACCUGUUUCAAGGAUGUUGAAGAUUAAUUAGUUAAUGAACCCAAUACUGCAAAAUUCCUGCUCAUGUGAGUAAUACUAUUGAUAUCAAAGUGAUUCAUCACAAGAGUAAUGGCUACUCAUACAAGCACGGGCUUUUCAGGAUAAACACUGAGUAGAAGUACUCUUAUUAAUUUUGUAAUGUAAUAGUACUCUUUUACUUUAUUAAAAUUGUUUUUAUAGAUCUGGUCUGCAGCACUGAGCAUGUACUAUGGGACCAAUAUUACAGCCCUUACUCACAUAAGUAUUCAUGCUUAGUAAAAGCUACUGUGUUGGCCCCUGUGUAUAAGAAGCACACUGUUAAAUUAUACCCAAAAAAACGAUAUUGUAUUAGCAGUAACAAUAUAGAAUAGGGGGGGAAAUCUAGUGUACUCCAUAUUAAAAUGUUUCUGUAAUAAAAGGUCUAUUUUUCUGAUAGACCUGGUCAAAAAUGAGAUGCGAUUUUCAUAAUGUUGACAAAAAAUUCAUCCUCUGGCUUUUCUUUGGAAUUUCUUUGAAAAGUUUCAUCAAAAUGGUGAAUUUUGAGAAAGUUUGACCAUCUCUAUGUAUGAUGGGUGAGACACACAAUAUUGGAGGCUAAUACCAUCUCCUUAUUUAAUUGCAAUGCAGGUGUGUAGAGUCUUCCAGCAUAUCUCUGGACAUUCAGUUCUAACUCUACAGUGGGUUACUGUGUAAGAUCACUACUGCAAGGUGCUGAGCCGUCUAAAACCUCAUUGACUUCUGUUCAAGCUGGAGGUGGUCAAUACCUCUUGGGAGAGAGUCAGCACCUUGCAGGAUUGGGGACUGAGAUCUCAAAUUGACAUCAGGGAUUGUUUCCUAUUAAAAUACUGUUUUAGAAACAAAGCACCUGUAAUAUCCCAUACUUAGACAACAUUAUUUGCCUUGAGUUCAAAAUACAAUGCACGUCUUCUGAUACAGAAACAGAAGAUUAAAAUGACAAAGGACAAGUCGUCAUCUUAGCUUUUCCCCCCUGCCCUUUGGACAGGAAACCUGCCUAAUAACUCCAUCUUGUGACUGUUAUUUAUUGGUGCCCUGUUCAGUAGGUAUAACAUGGUCUUUGACAGAAAAGCAAAAGGACCUUUUCCCUUCCCCAAGGUGUCUACAAUAUAAUUAUCCAUUCAAAUUUAAUUACAGAAUGGCUAAAUUAUUCUUAAACAAUACCACUGUGUUUUCUGGUAGACUCUUGCACAUGCAAAUAACCAUGGAUUAAAGUGGGUUCAUGGGGGGAAAUGAUGGUAUGGGUGACAGAGCAGCUGACUGGGACCUAAAAGAAAAGAGAGCAGGUACCUCCGCUCAUACAUAAGGAAUUUUAUUUGGCCUAAUUGAGGUGCUGUACUAGUAGGAAUUAGUCCAUGUGUGAAUUGUUUGUACUUUGCUUUCAUUAUUUAGACAGUUCAGUGUAAUGACUUUUCCCCAGAGACUUUACUCUAUUACAGGUUUUACUUCCCAGUAGAGGCUUUUUCAAGCGAAGUUUGUCUCCAAGGGUAAUGCUGGAGGAGGUUUUCCCUUGGGACACGCCAAAAAGAUUGGGGCUUUGGAGUCGGGAAUGAAGAAGUUGAGUUAACCCAGUUAAAUCUUCCAGGAGGGGGUUCUUGUGUGUCUGGAAAACCCUUUUUUAUUGAGAAUCUGAAUUAAAUAUGCUGGAAGUAGAGGAAUUUAGCGUGCAGUAUUUUGUGAGUUUGUAUUACUAACUGUGUGUGUGUGUGUGUGUGUGUGUGUACGUGCACGUGCAUAAUAAACACUUGUGCACUGAUUGGUCUUUUUUCUUUGGGGGCUAUUUAAUUUUCCUCCAUAACAGAAUACCCUACACUCAAGCCUCCACAUCUCACCUGCCUUCUGAGGCCCUCCCCUCAUUUCUUAAAUAAAAAAAGUAGUAAACAUUCAGUGCACCGCACAGAUUUGUUGCUUGUUUGUUUGUUUGCUCAUAUGAUGUAUUCCAUAUGUUUUGCAGAUAAUCUAGAUUUUUGUUCUUUGGUCAAGGACCAUGUCUUUCUGAUUGUUCUGUAAGAUACCCCACUCCAAAACAAUAAUCCAUUCAAAUGGCAUCAUCAGAUAAAGUUUCUGAUGUAAGUAUUACCUCUAUUCUAAAAUAAAGGAGUCUGCUGUUUUAAUUUGAUAACUUUAAAAAGAGCAAAUUAUAUUUUUAAUGAGGGAAAAGUUUCUCCUAUUGUAAUCAUUAAUUCAUAGUAUGUGUGUAAAUAUUAAACAGCUUUAUUAUAAAGUGAAAAAGGGAUGUGAAUUAUCCAUACUUUAUAUAAAUAAGACACUGUAGGUAUUUAUUCUGUCCAGAGUCAGAUUACUUGUAAAUAUGCAAUAAACAUUUGAUCAUU